CGUACGAGCUGACGACGUGGCUGCGCUGCGUCUUGACACAGUGUUUUAACCGACCGGGCCGAUUCAAAUUAGGCAAACCGGCUUUGUUCAGAGGAAUCCUUCAUUAGAACUACACUUUAAGAGAAGUCUCUGGAAAACGUUUACUUGACUAGUGGCUUAAAAAAUGUCUGGGAAAAUUAAGAGUCGAAGUGCCGCAAACUCAGAUUCGAUUUCUGGCGGUGUUUCCUGCGAUGAGCGCAUCUUGAGGGAUUGUCACCAGCUCUACACCGACCCUGACAGUGGGUUGAUCACAGUGGCAGAGUCUCUUGGUUUGAAGCUGUUGGCGCCCAGGAAAAAGAUCACUGUGAUGCUGAUGGGAAACCACUCUGCUGGGAAAAGCUCUUUCAUCAACUGGUAUGUGGAGGAGCACAUCCAACGCACUGGAGUGGCCAUUGAGACCCAGGGAUUCAGCUUUGUCACCAGUGGGCGGAAGAGAGAAUCUCUCACAGGAAAUGCCACUCUUCACCUGUAUCCACACUUCAAACCCCUACAACAGUUCAGAGGUGUGUCAGAGUACCUGAGCACAGAGAUUUGCACGUCCAGGCAGAAACGCUUCAGCCUUGUAACCUUCGCAGAUUCACCAGGUUUGGUGGAUGGUGACAUGAAGUAUCCAUUUGAUGUAGAUGAAGUUAUCCUCUGGCUGGGUGAUCUCUGUGACCUGAUCCUGGUCUUCUUUGACCCCAUGGGCCAGGCUCUGUGCAAACGCACCCUGAACAUUGUUGAGUGUCUGAAUGAGAAACAUGGGGAAAAGCUCCGUUUUUACCUCAGUAAGGCUGAUGAAGCUGGAGGAGAGUCGGACAGACAGAGAGUGAUGAUGCAGAUUGUCCAGGAGCUCUGCAAGAGGCCGGGACUCAACAAAUGUGGUUUUGACAUGCCCACUAUCUACAUCCCCAAUCCUAACAAGCCAAGUCGUUGUGUCAACCAAAUUGAGGAAGUGUGUCGUACCAUUGAAAAAACCAUUAACCAGACCGUUCAGAACACCCUCAACUCUCUGGAGAAAGACUGUGAGCUCAUCGGCGAGGCCAUAACGGAUACACUCAAAAAUGACAGACAGGUCACUUCUCAGAACCGACGAGCUCGCUGUAAGAGCUGUUUCCUGACACUCCUGGGCUUCAGCGUUCCCAUGGUAAUCAUGGCUCUACUGUUACUGGGAGUUCUAUCCAAAGAUCUGCUGAACAUGGCUUUGGGGCCCCAGGGUACAGAGGUACUCUCAUUAUACUUGGUUCCCAUAGCCAGAAUACUAGACUCCUUCUCUGUGGAGCAGCAGCUUUAUCUCGGUGGUGGACUCGUCCUUCUCUCCUUCCUGCUGCUCAUCAUUGCACGCUUUGCCUUUAGGACCAAACCUACGUUGUCGGGCAAACAGAAGAGGCAGCUACAGGAGAAGCUGGACUAUGUUCAGGAGGUAGUCAAGAGCAAAAAGAAAAAGCUCUAUGAGGAAUACCUCCGUCAGAGUGUCAGCGAUCAGGACAUGGAUUUGUAAAGAAGAUGAAAGGUUCGCUGCAGAAAUCUCAUGAUGAUCAGCAGACAAUGAUGAUGUGUAAUGUUGACCUUGUGUGCCAUUAAAUGGAAAACACGGUUGGUACAAAUUCUGAUGCUUUCGACACUGUAAAACCCGAAUGGGUCAAAACCAUUAAAUCAUCUUAGCUUUGUACAAACUGUGGAACAACUCUCACUGCAGUGUUUGGCCUGAUGCCACAUAAACUCCUGUUAUUGAUGAAUUAUCCUGUGACUAUUACAAGAAAACCACUUUCAUUUUUAUUUAAAUGAUUGCAAACUAUUUAUAGCAUCACUUUAUUGUAGAAUACUGUGUUUUGUGUGCCCUUAAGUGACUCGUAGCACUGGUUAAAGGAAGUCACUUUGUACGUUAGUCAUGGAGUUACUGCUUUGAAAGAAUCUCACCAGCAUUUUAACAGUUCUAGUGUUUUUCUGCUUUGUGUCAUGAAUUUAGUAUCAAGAUACAGAUUUACAUCAUGAUGGUCUGUGUAAUAAUGCAUAGAAUUCUCUGCACAAUUCCUGUCACUACAAUGGUAUCUUUUUUAUCAGUGACUAACUCAACUUUGAACUUUUUCUGUCCUGUUUUGUACGACUUUUAAUUACAAUAGAAUAAUAAAAAUACAUUUAUAUUAA
Molecule: messenger RNA, 2166 nt
Organism: Cynoglossus semilaevis (tongue sole)
Lineage: Eukaryota; Metazoa; Chordata; Actinopteri; Pleuronectiformes; Cynoglossidae
Exons: 12
Coding region: 164-1519 (451 amino acids)
Molecular function (GO): GTP binding; GTPase activity
Source: RefSeq, a predicted model, not a curated record